AUGGCGAGCCUCACUGCCGGCGGCAUCAAGUCGACGGGGGGGAUCAUCGGCGGCGACGAGUCCGCGACUGACCAGAUCAAGAACACGUGGCUGCACAUGGCGGUCGUGCAACCCUACACGUGCCUCACCAAACCAGAGCGUUUCCAGCCGGUCUAUGGCGCCACGUGCCGCGGCAAUUACAUGGCGCUGCCAGCCCCGUUCAGACCGAACAAGGACCCUGGCGAGAUCGCAUUCACAAUGCAGCUCUACACCCUGCCGAAGGAAGACGACGGUCGGCAGUUCGCUUGGAAAUGCAUCAUGUUCGAGAAGGCCACGCGGACGGACAUCGCGAAGGAGGUCUUUGUCUCUGGCACGGCGCUGACUCCCCACUGGGGAACCUCGCCCGACAAGAAGACGCCGCUGAAGCUCUUUCACUAUAUGAUGGACCGGUUGGGCGGAGUGCAGAUCCGCCACUGGGCCCAGCCGUCCGCGGCCACCGCCGCAGCCGCAGGGGCCGAUGUAUCUCACAAAGGCAAGAGGCAGGCGGAUUACCGUUACAUCGAGAAGUGCGGCCCGAGGGCCAACAACAAAAACCAGUUCGUGGAGUGGACCGACGAGAUGAUUCACGACGAGAACUCUCCGAUCUUCGGAUGGAUGGCAUCAGACGUCACGGAGUCGCUCCGCAACUACGCGUCGGGCACUGUCGGCGCGAGGACACUCGAGCGCUGGGCGGUCACUCCCAGGCGGUCUGACCCGUUCCCGUCCGACCGCAUCGUCGCCCCCAUCCUUAGGAGCCACGACGUCCAUGGGACCAUGUGGAUCGGAAAGACCAGGGUCGGCAAAUCCACAGCAUCCAAAACGAUCGGCUUCGCUAUUUCUGCCUACCAGAUCGAGAAGCACCGCCGCGCUGACCUCCGCCCGAGCGUCAUCACGGCGAAGAAGAUCGACUUCCUGCUCUUGGAGCCUGGGACCACGUUCGAGCCCGCCACCGCAGACGAUACCGUGCUGGCCAAGUGGUGGGGCGGCGCCUCUGUCGAGCAGAACAAGUCCCGCCAGAUCUGCGUCAAUCCGCAUAACGAGGAGUUCGAGGCGACGGUCAAGACCGUCAGCAGGGAGAAGGAAGAGGUAGCAGUCAGUGACUUCAUCCAGAUCAUCGACUGCAAUUUCAUCGGCGAAAAGCAGCGCAGCUACAAGAUGGCGAACGUGGAGGCGUACAUGGCGAGGUCCAACGUCGUGCUCCUCUCGCCGAACUGGGUGCACUUUCGGGCGGCAUCCACGACGAAGGAGCCAGCCCCUCGCUUUCCGCGGCCACUGCCUGCGAAGCCAGAUCUCUUCACGCCCGAGACGUGCGACAUCCUCAAGGCAUUCAAGAAAGACCAGACUCGCGCUCCAUCCGCCUACGACCAGCACAUGAGGUGGGCCGUGGCCGCCAUGAAGAAGUUAGCGCGGGGCGAGGAGCUCGGGCAGUCAUCGACGGUCCGUGGCCCCACGCUCUUCGACCAGGACGCGCCCACGAGAUACAACUUCCCAGAGGUGGCCACGCAGCCGCCGAGCGGCAGGCAGGGGAGCGAAUGGUUCCCGCGAGCGGCCGCUGGUCAGCCGACCAGCGCCUCGUGCCCCGUUCUCGAAGAUACGCGUCAUAUCGAUGAGCAGCUGAGUGUCUGCCGCACCGUUCAGCACAGCCUCUGCGAUCGCGCGGUGGCCUUUCACGGCCACGUGAUCGACGUCUCCUCGCCACAGCCGCUCAAGCGCGGCGCCAAGCGCUUGGCUUGCCCCGACGUGUCCACCAUGGACGAGGAGGAGCGCGAUAGGGCCAUGCAGGCGAUGAAGGAGAGUAUCAUCGAGCGCGGGAGGGAGGCCCACGGCUCGAGAAUCGACCUGUUGUCCCCAGCGCGCCCGCCAGCCGCCGACGUCUCCUCGCAGGAUAUCGCCGCGGCGAUGGCCGAAGGCGCGGCCGCCGCUUCAGGCGACGAGCGGUCCUUCCCGCAAGUGGGCGAGGGUUCGGCCUCUGACUGA
Messenger RNA from Prorocentrum cordatum, 1995 nucleotides. The record is from the annotation of a GenBank genome assembly. NCBI's taxonomy places the organism in Eukaryota, Dinophyceae, Prorocentrales, Prorocentraceae.